Molecule: messenger RNA, 3210 nt
Organism: Penicillium coprophilum
Lineage: Eukaryota; Fungi; Ascomycota; Eurotiomycetes; Eurotiales; Aspergillaceae
Product: phosphatase family protein
Exons: 1
Coding region: 1-3210 (1069 amino acids)
Biological process (GO): phosphatidylinositol dephosphorylation
Molecular function (GO): phosphatidylinositol-4,5-bisphosphate 5-phosphatase activity
Source: RefSeq, a predicted model, not a curated record
AUGAGCAGCAAAUCCCAAACCUCGUCCUCGUCCGCGUCAGAGCACAAGGGCCACGAGUCGGAAUAUGCAGAAGAGGCCAAGAACCCAGAACUCGAUGUUUUGUCACUUUCGCGUGGAGUUAGAGCAAGAAAAGCCGAGUACACGCGCCGAAGAUCUAUUCGAGUCAAAGUCGGCACGUGGAAUGUAGCCGGCAUCUCCGGCACUGAGAAAGACGUCGGCAGGUGGUUUGUUCAAGGAGACGGGGUGUGCGAGAGGUUCUCCGGGACAAACUACGCACGGGAGCCAGAAUCUCAAUCGUCCAGUAAGAAUGACCAGCAGAAAUCAGAUCGCGCCAAAAAAGGAACAUUUCACUACAGCCCCGAAGAGAUAGACCUCUACGUCUUGGGCUUGCAAGAAGUGGUUGAUAUUUCGUCCCCAACGGAAGCUCUCCGACCAUAUGUCGACUUGGCGCCAUCCAAGCGGUGGAAGGAGGCAGUCCAAAAGGCGCUACCGGGAGGAUAUGAGCUUGUUUCCGAAGUCCAGCUGGUCGGUCUGUUGCUUCUGAUAUAUGCGUCACCCGCCAUUGGAGACAGUAUUUCCUCUAUUAGUAGUACCUCUGUUGGUACAGGUCUGAUGGGGUACAUGGGAAACAAGGGCGGAGUAGCAACGCGCCUUGUCCUGGGCGAAACGACCCGUUUGGUCUUUAUCAACUGUCAUCUCGCAGCAGGGUCUGACAAAGGCAGUUUAGAGCGACGCAAUUGGGAUUCUUCUCAGAUUGUUCAACGUGCUAAAUUUGACUCAGUCUGGUCCGAGGAUGACGAGUCGGGCGAAUCAGGUGAAGCAAUUGGAGAUGAAGAUUUCACUUUCUGGUUUGGUGACCUUAAUUACCGCCUUGAUGAUAUCUCCGGCGACGAUGUGCGCCAAGUCCUCGCUCGGCAUACAGCCAAUGAGUACGACAGAGAGCGCCAAGAAAGGCAGUCGUCAAGCCAUUCUGAGGACUCUACAACCGAUUUUGGUGAUGAGUCGCCUUCUUCCUCUCCCCCCGAAGAAGAAGAAACAGGGCUAGCGACCGAUCCUGUCACCGACGAAGAGAUCGAUCCUCAUAAUGAUCCUGCAUCUCUUCAAACGACAAUUUCCUCACUCCUCCCACAUGAUCAACUCGGACUUCAACGAAGAAAAGGAGCAGCUUUCCACAAGGGCUGGCGAGAAGGCCACAUCACAUUCUUGCCGACGUACAAAUACGACGUUGGGAGUGUGGCCAUGUUUGAUUCGAGCGAGAAGCAACGGGGUCCCAGCUGGUGUGAUCGGAUUCUGUUUCGCACCCGCCGGGACAAGCUGAGACAUGAGAAGCUCGACGAGGAAGCGGAGGUGGCACGAAAGAGGGACGAGGAGAUGAAGGCAAGCGGGCUGGACAAGGCUGUUGCCGAUGAUAACGUCUUGUUUGAAUAUGACCCUGACGCAGACGGUGCAAACAGUGAGGAGUAUAUAUCAGACGAGGAUCAAGUCGAUGAUGACGCAGUUACAAUUGCAUCAUUGGACUCUGCCUCCGAUUCAAUUCGCUUGGACCAUUAUGUGUCUCAUCAAGGCAUUCUUUCGUCGGACCACAAGCCCCUGGGUGCCAUCUUUACCUUGAGUUUUGACGCGGUCAAUCGCGAUCUCAAAGCAAAAGUCCACCAAGAAGUGGCCCGGGAAUUGGACAAGGCUGAGAAUGAAGCUCGGCCCGAUCUUACUGUUGUGGUGGACAAAUAUGGCGACCAAAAGCAUUCAGACCAGGAACCUGGCGCUAUCGAAUUCGGCGAUAUUGCCUUUGAUGUGCCAGCUCAUCGGUCCCUAACUAUCGCCAACACCAGCAGCACUAUAGCCACUUUUUCGUUUGCGGAGAGGCAUAAUGUUGACGACGAGGCCAUUUCACAAAAACUCUCGUGGCUUGUCAUGCAUAUCUCCAAGUCUGCAGAAACCACCCAUGACACUGGCCCAGCGAUAGUUUCUUCGUCUGAGAGCCACACACUGCUCCCCGGGGAAGUAGCGAACGUCGACGUCACGGCUAACGUUCGUAGCAUUGAACAUGUUCGACUGCUAAACGUCGGAAAGGUCAAAUUAGAGGACAUACUGGUCCUACAUGUUGAUGGUGGCCGUGACCACUUUGUCUCUGUUCACGGCCGUUGGCUACCCACCUGCUUCGGUUGCAGUAUUGACGAAUUGACCCGUAUGCCAGAAGCAGGUGCUCGAAGCUUGGCCGAAUCAGACACCCCUCACCCAUCCAGCACAGAUAGUUCCGCGGAAAUUCGCUUGUCCGCACCUCGCGAGCUUUUCCGCUUGACCGAGGCGAUAUCCGAGUUGACAGAGCGUGCUGUUGCAGAAUGGAGCAUGACGAAUGGUGAAACUGAUGAGCAUAAAGCCCCAUGGGCAACAGAUCUCUCUGGGGGAGCAUGGCCUUUCCAGCCUGAUACAUGGACUCUAAAGGACCCGCAGGCGCGUGCUGCACUGCAAACUUCCGUGCGCGAAGCCCUUGACACCAACACGCCUCUUGGCUCAAUCUUUGCCCCUGAAUUAUCCGCUCUGCAUCGGUUAGAGGUCCUAUCUGAAACCCUUCUCACUUUCCUCAAUGCCCUCAAAGAUGGCAUCGUCACCGCGAAAGUAUGGCAAGACAUGGAGCAGCAGAUAAUCGCGCGCGAGAAAAACAAAUUACCCCCUCGCAACUGGGAAGAAACCCAGGCCUGGGUGCUUGAGCACUUGGCAUACUCACCAGCACACAGCGUAUCAUUCACGUUUGUCACUUUCAUGCUCGCCCGCAUUGCCAACGAAGUGGCCCCGGUGACUUCCUCUGCACCGAUGGUCCCAUUAUCCAGUCAAGGAAAACACGGCAAGUCCAAAGAGCCAGCAGUUAAGCAGCCUGAACCCGAAAGUCCGGAUCAAGCUCAAUCUCCUACUCCAGCUUCCGCUACUGCCUUCAUAACCAGCGGCAGUUUCCGUCGCAAGAACCGCUCCACAAACACAUCCAUUAGCACGAACCCUGACCCCACGAGUCAGAACCCUUCGGUAGCACGCCGACAAGCAGUCGAGACUGCUCUAGCAUCUAUAUUUUCGCUCGUCCUUAUUUCUGCCUCUGCUCCACUGCCGACUAAAGAGAAAGAGCGCCGUAUAUCCGAAGAGCGGAGGCGAUCAAUCAUUGAACCAUUCUUAAAGAUGAUCGCGGUGGAUGAUCGAGGUCCAUCUGGGGGUCGAUCCUGA